Rhinichthys klamathensis goyatoka is the source of this 2275-nucleotide messenger RNA. It is a transcript of the gene slc6a1l, whose product is annotated as solute carrier family 6 member 1, like. Lineage: Eukaryota; Metazoa; Chordata; Actinopteri; Cypriniformes; Leuciscidae. The transcript has 14 exons. Gene Ontology annotation, molecular function: gamma-aminobutyric acid:sodium:chloride symporter activity. Gene Ontology annotation, cellular component: plasma membrane. Gene Ontology annotation, biological process: neurotransmitter transport; sodium ion transmembrane transport. The record is from RefSeq and is a predicted model, not a curated record. The coding region runs from base 92 to 1891 and encodes 599 amino acids.
ACAGUCAGUAGCCCUGCACUUGACAACUCAAUAAUACAUUACUGGACUGAGGUGGAUUAUUAUCUGACGGUGGUGUGACGGUGUUCCUGUGAUGGGGAAGACUGGCCAGAGCACGGUGGACCUCAACUCACCCUCAGAUGUGAAGCAGGCUAUCCCGUUUGAGGACCUCCGUCACAACAGUGUUCCUGUAGAAGAGGAGAAGGAGAAUAAAGUACCAGACAGAGGAGCGUGGAAGGGAAAAUUUGACUUUCUGCUGUCCUGCGUUGGAUAUGCCAUUGGGCUUGGAAAUGUGUGGAGGUUCCCAUAUCUUUGCGGAAAGAAUGGUGGAGGAGCUUUUCUCAUCCCAUACUUCACUACUCUGGUGUUUGCUGGUAUCCCGCUGUUUCUGCUAGAGACGGCAUUAGGACAGUACACGUCAGUAGGGGGGCUGGGAGUAUGGAAAUUAAUACCCAUGAUGAAAGGUGUGGGUCUGGCUGCUGUGGUUCUGUCCUUCUGGCUCAACAUCUAUUACAUCGUCAUCAUUGCCUGGGCUCUCUACUACCUCUUCAGCUCUUUCAAAGCAGAGUUACCAUGGCAAACUUGUGAUCACCCUUGGAACACUGAUCGCUGCUUUUCCAACUAUAGUUUGAUGGACACCACCAACCUGACCAGCGCCGUCACUGAGUUCUGGGAGAGGAACAUGCAUCAGUUAACAAAUGGUUUGGAGGAACCAGGGGAAUUGCGCUGGCCGUUGGUUGGAACUUUGGCGUUGUCUUGGAUUCUUGUUUAUUUCUCAAUCUGGAAAGGAGUGGAGUGGACGGGGAAGGUGGUGUAUUUCUCAGCCACAUAUCCCUACUUCAUGCUCUUUAUUCUGUUUUUCCGUGGAGUCACUCUCCCUGGGGCGAUAGAUGGCGUUCGCUUUUAUAUCACCCCAGACUUCAAAAAGCUUUUAAAAUCUGAGGUGUGGUUGGAUGCCGCCACUCAGAUCUUCUUCUCCUACGGUCUGGGUUUAGGUUCUCUCAUUGCUCUGGGAAGUUACAACUCCUACAACAAUAAUGUCUACAAAGAUUCUAUCAUUGUGUGCUGCAUAAACUCCUGCACCAGUAUGUUCGCUGGGAUCGUCAUAUUUUCCAUUGUGGGCUUUAUGUCGCACAUCACAAAGAGACCCAUUGAAGAACUGGCUGCUUCAGGUCCUGGUUUGGCAUUUCUGGCCUAUCCGCAAGCAGUCACACAGCUUCCCAUGUCUUCACUCUGGUCUAUUCUCUUCUUCUCAAUGCUCAUGAUGCUGGGAUUGGACAGUCAGUUUUGUACAGUGGAAGGCUUCAUAACUGCUCUGAUGGACGAAUAUCCCACAGUCCUGAGGAAGAGAAAGAAAGUCUUCAUCCUCAUUGUCUGCAUUAUAUCCUUCAUCAUCGGCUUCUCCAACAUCACCCAGGGUGGCUUAUACGUGUUCAAAUUGUUUGACUACUACUCGGCCAGUGGAAUGUGUCUUCUGUUCUUGGUCUUCUUUGAGACAACCUCCAUUUCUUGGUUAUACGGCGCAGAGAAAUUUUAUAAAAACAUUGAAGACAUGAUUGGUUAUCGGCCUUGUGGCUUUUGGAAACAAUGCUGGUUGUACUUUACUCCAACAAUUUGUUUGGGUGUUUUCACAUUCAGUGCCAUAGAAAUGACUCCUCUGACAUUAGGGAAGUAUGUGUACCCGACCUGGGGUCAGGGCAUCGGCUGGCUAAUGUCGCUUUCUUCCAUGAUUCUUAUACCCGGAUAUAUCAUCUAUAUGUUCAUCACUACCAAAGGCAGCAUCCGACAGCGCUGGCACAAGAUGACCAAACCCAGAGAGGUCACAAUUUCGGAUGCCAAUGAUAUCACACAGCAAUCCUCACGGACAGGAAGUAUGGAUGAAGCUUCAGUCUGACAUCAUUUCCUCUUUUCUGUACAAUGGCCAUUAAACCAAUGGCAAAAUAACUAUUCCUCCAUUCCGUUCUUUUUUUCUGUUGGAGAAUCUACAGCAGAUUGAAGUGGAUUACACACAUGUUCAUCUGUUUUCUUGCAUUUCUUUCUCUACAUCCCUCUCUUAUGUUGCAUCACGUAAUAUGAGGGGGCUGCAGUCUGUAUUGAGAGGAGAAAUACGUUUCAGUGACUAUCAGUAUAAAGCUAGAAAUAAUCCAGGCCGUUGAUAGGCCAUUGGAAGGCCUACGUAACCGUUGCAUUCCUGUGUAAUAUACAAUUUUUCACAGUAUUUACUGUACCUCAAGUUGGCGAGUGAAUGCAUGUGUUUAGUGCUCUGUUCCUCUUGGUU